Messenger RNA from Cutaneotrichosporon oleaginosum, 898 nucleotides. RefSeq lists its product as uncharacterized. Lineage: Eukaryota; Fungi; Basidiomycota; Tremellomycetes; Trichosporonales; Trichosporonaceae. The record is from RefSeq and is a predicted model, not a curated record.
UGCUUCCAUACAUCUUUCUCGCACUCUCACUCCACUCUCACCAAACACUCAGAUCUUCUCACGCAUCAUGAGCCAGGACCAGCAGCGCGUCGCCGUCGUCACAGGAGCCGGGAGCGGCUUCGGAGCCGCCAUUGCUCGCAAGUUCGCGAAGGACGGGGUGGCCGUUGUCGUCUGCGACAUCAACGACGACGCCGGCAAGGCCGUGACAGACGACAUCAACGCGAAGGGCGGCAAGGCCAUCUACGUGAACUGCGAUGUGGCGAAGCGUGAGGCGUGGGAACGGCUGCUGGCCGAGACGACGCAGAAGUUCGGCGGCGUAAACUUCGUGAUCAACAACGCGGGCGCGACGUACAAAAACAAGCCGGUGCUCGACACGACCGAGCGCGACUUCGACCUGUGCUUCGACGUGAACAUGAAGUCGGUGUUCCACAGUGUGCACGUCAUGAUUCCCGCGCUGCGUGAGACGCGCAAGCGCGGCGGGCCGGCCGCUAUCGUCAACGUCGCGUCGACGGCUGGCAUUAUGGGCCGCCCCGGACUCACGUGGUACGCCGCGAGCAAGGCUGCGUGCAUUUCGUGCACCAAGAACCUUGCGAUCGAGUUCGGCCCCGAGCAGAUCCGGUUCAACGCGAUCUGCCCUGUGUUUGGCAACACCGGGCUCAAGCACAUGUUCAUGGGCGAGACGACCGAGGACAUGUUCAUCAAGAGCAUCCCGCUCGGCCGCUGCUCCGAGCCUGAGGACAUCGCCAACUCGACCGUGUUCUUGUGCUCGGACGAGGCCUCGUUCCUCACCGGUGUCGCUCUCCCCGUUGACGGUGGCCGGUUGGCCUAAGCGCGAGGCCGACGCGAAAUCGAGCAGUAGAAAGUACAGCAGUGGCUAUGCAGCAGUAUUCAGAUCGAG